This is a messenger RNA of Camelina sativa (false flax), 492 nucleotides long. Its product is annotated as proteinase inhibitor-like. The record is from RefSeq and is a predicted model, not a curated record. Gene Ontology annotation, biological process: response to wounding. NCBI's taxonomy places the organism in Eukaryota, Viridiplantae, Streptophyta, Magnoliopsida, Brassicales, Brassicaceae. Gene Ontology annotation, molecular function: serine-type endopeptidase inhibitor activity.
UCUAUAAAUAGUUAUUUAGUUUCUUUUACAAUCUUCAUAACUUAUAACCAUCCAAAGAAAAAAGAGAGGAGAAAAAAGAUUAAAAAAAAAAAGAGAAUAGAAAUGUCGGACGUAUGCCCAGAUACUGCAGGAGAAGGGAUGAAGAGCUCAUGGCCUGAACUGGUAGGGAAAAGAGGAGAAGAAGCAAAAGAGAUCAUCGAUAGAGAGAACACUAAAGUGACGGCUGAGAUUAUUUCUGAAAAUGCAAUUGUUUUGGCCGUUGUGGUUUGCGACAGGGUUUAUGUUCGUGUCAAUGACCACGGCAUCGUCACACAAAUCCCUUUCGUUGGUUAAUUUAAUUGUUAUCUAUGUGUGUGAAGCAAUAUGGAACUUGAUGUGUAAUUUAUGUGUGAAAUAAGAUAUGCUUGAUUAUAACUGUUGUAAUAAAGAACGAGGCAUCUAUAUGCCUCAAUUUGAAUGUUUAUUUGAUUAUAAUAUUAAAUAAUUGCUAUA